Messenger RNA from Paraphaeosphaeria sporulosa, 1370 nucleotides. RefSeq lists its product as uncharacterized. NCBI's taxonomy places the organism in Eukaryota, Fungi, Ascomycota, Dothideomycetes, Pleosporales, Didymosphaeriaceae. The transcript has a single exon. The record is from RefSeq and is a predicted model, not a curated record. Bases 447 to 1295 code for a protein of 282 amino acids.
ACUGUCACUGAGGGUGCUCUACCGCGUUUCACACUUCCACCUGAGGCACGACCCGGAUUCUGACCUUGCGUGACAACGAGUUAUCACUCCCGAGAGACGACAGGCCACGAAUCUGGUGCGACUAAGGUAAGACGAGAGUAAUUCUGGGCAUGGUGAUUUCCAUCGCAUUUUUGCUGGAGAAAGCGAUUUAAAGGCAGUAAUCACCGACUGUCAGGGCGAUCAUGCGCUCUCGAGUGUACGUUCUCUACGCAUCGUGGUGAUCUUGUCUUCUUCUUUUUCUUUCUUCGUACUUUUUGAUACCCCCACGAGCAGGAUACUCGGUUCUCUUCUCUUACCCUUUUCGUUCUAUUCUCACCACUAGGUUCUUCAUCCAGCCCCUCUCUGCUUCUGCGUUACCUCGAUUGGAAUAGUACCCUACACCAAACUUUCAUUCCACUUCCGUCAAAAUGCGCUUCUCUCUUUUUGUCGUGGCCGGCCUCUCCGCUGUCGCCACUGCCUUGCCACAGAGAGCUGCCGGUCAAGGCCGGUUUCGAGGUGGCCGUCCAUCUGAUCAGAGUGCUCAGGAUGGCAGUGUUCAGUCAGCCGAUUUGUCCGAAUUUCACUUCCCUUCAACCGGUGCUACGCCUGGCAACGCACAAGCUGGUGUUGGUAAUGGUGCUGCAACUGAAGGCAACCUAAACGACCAAGGGCAGGAACCACCGAACAACCAAGGGCAGGAACCACCGAACAACCAAGGGCAGGAACCACCGAACAACCAAGGGCAGGAACCACCGAACAACCAAGAUGGCCUACCCAACCAAGGGGCCGGAAACGUCAAGUACAACGGCACUCUUCCUGGAAAUGAUGGUCAGAACCAAAACGGCCAGAAUCAGAAUGGUGGUGUUCAGAACGGGCCAAACCAGAAUGCCGGAAGUCAAAACCGACAGAACCAAACCGGCGGCAGCCAAAAUGGCGCAAACCAAACAACAGGCGGCUUUGAUGUCUCUCUCGUCCCAGAGUUUGGCGUCGAAGCAGGUCAAACCCCCGAUGGCACAGGAAACUGUCUUGGCCUGAACAACGUCAAGAUCCCCUGCUCUUGCCCACCUGACCGUCAAGAGUUCAUACAGAAAGUGCAAGCCGCUGCUGCUGCCGGCAACUCUGAGGGCGUACCAAUCAAGUUCCCGCUCGGUGGCUCUAGUGCGAGCAAGAAGGCUAGAAUCGGGGCGAGCAUCAUCGUAUUGCAGAACCUGAAUGGGAGGGGUGUGGGUUGUCCCGCGGCAUCCACGACGUUUCUGGCACAACAGGCUGCUGCUUGAGUGAUGUGAAAUGAUAUGAUCGAUGAACAGGGCCGUACACAGAGAGGGGGGCAACGAAACAUGAUGGAGUUUUUU